Cornus florida is the source of this 1184-nucleotide messenger RNA. RefSeq names its product cell number regulator 8-like. The transcript has 3 exons. NCBI's taxonomy places the organism in Eukaryota, Viridiplantae, Streptophyta, Magnoliopsida, Cornales, Cornaceae. The record is from RefSeq and is a predicted model, not a curated record. Bases 207 to 932 code for a protein of 241 amino acids.
UCUUUUCCAGCUGUGGUUUUAAAGAAAAAAAAAAACAAAAAAACAAAACAAAAGCAAACAAAACAGAGACCCUUCAUUGAUCUAUUCUCUACACGUUUUCUUCGCUGCUCAGAUCUCUGAGUUUCCAAUCUCCAUUUCCCAUUUCCAGUUCCAAAUUCACAUUCUCUCUCUUCCCUCUUGUGGGUUUCUGUUCUUACUUCGUCUUCAUGGCCAAUUCCGAGGAAUCCAACCCACUCCUGAUGAAGGAACCCAAGGUAGACGACGACAAGAAAGCCGCCGAUCCAACCACCGCUGUUCAGCCGUCUGUGGCGGAGAAAUCAUCGCCUCCGCCGCCUUCCGGCGUUCCCUUUUGGUGGACCGCCGAUGGGUUGCCCUUAGGGCAGGGGAGCGUGGUGGGCGAGCCGCUGCGUCGGUCGCAGUGGGACUCGAGCCUCUUCGCUUGUCUUGGCCGCAACGAUGAGUUCUGUAGCAGUGAUCUUGAAGUUUGUCUCCUUGGAAGUAUGGCCCCCUGUGUUUUGUAUGGAACUAAUGCUGAGAGACUCGGAUCUCGGCCUGGGAAUUUCAUGAAUCACUGCUUACCUUAUUCUGGUCUAUACCUGAUUGGCAAUUCUUUUUUCGGCUGGAACUUCCUCGCACCAUGGUUCUCACAUCCUAGUCGUACAGCUAUCCGCCGGAAGUUCAACCUAGAGGGUAGUUGUGAGGCACUUACAAGAUCAUGUGGGUGCUGUGGAAGCUUUGUGGAGGAUGAGGCGCAACGUGAGCAAUGCGAGUCAGCUUGCGACUUUGCAACGCAUAUCUUCUGCCAUACAUGUGCCCUUUGCCAGGAAGGUCGCGAGCUCCGUCGUAGGCUUCCUCAUCCAGGGUUUAAAGCCCAACCUGUCCUGGUUAUGACAGCUCCUGGAGAUCAGACCAUGGGUCGUGAUAAGGCCUAGGAGUACAAAUUAGUCUACCUAUACUAUUAUGGUACAUCUGUUUGAUAUGUAAUUUUGAAACUGUCCUUGAAGUUUCUGAACCGUGCUUGAAUGUCUGCCACUCGCUUGCUACUCAUACUUCUAAAUAAGUUACUCUGAAAAUGUAGCCACUGUCUCUGCUAUGUUUAUAAUGCACAUUGUAUUUGGAGAUUUGUUAUUUGUAUUUUGUAAUGAAGCCUGGAUUGCAAGAUAAAUCUGGUUACUUUAUUAUCA